Messenger RNA from Plenodomus lingam JN3, 210 nucleotides. NCBI's taxonomy places the organism in Eukaryota, Fungi, Ascomycota, Dothideomycetes, Pleosporales, Leptosphaeriaceae. The record is from RefSeq and is a predicted model, not a curated record.
AUGACCAAGGAUACUUUAAGACGGGCGAUAUCCGAUGCAAAGAGGAAGGUUGCUUCUGCAUCCUUAUACAGGUGGUUAUCUCUUAAAAUCAUCAAAUCUGGAGGCCACAAGCUCUCAACGCUUGAUAUCAAACACGAGCUCCUAGAUUUGCUAUAUGUUACUGAAGCCAUGGUUGGGGGCGGAAUUUUGGGCAGCGUCUCGCAACUCUAA